CAGUAUACAAGCCUGUGAUGAGAUGCGACAAACGAAAUCAGACUUCACAUAUGACUUACUCCAUACCAGUGACAACCACUCCCUGGUUCUACAAAUAAAAAGUUGUGACUUUACUUUCACCAUUGUUUCAUCAAUCAAGCACAAGUCCUGAUAAGCUCAUUUCACGCCCGAUAACGACAUAAAAGAGCUGUACUGACGAAUAUCGAGGUUGUCGGCGACCAAGAUGCCUACGUUUGAAGUCGGAGACCAUACGCUCGAUUGUAGGACAUCAUGCGAUAGUUGCAGUACCGGCUGCAGUGAGCGACCAGUCAGCGAUAUUGAGGACCUCGACAAAAACCAACUGCUUGAGCUACUCAGGACUAAAGAUAAGGUUCUGAAGAUCACCAAAACAGCUCUUCAAGAUGUGCAAAACCAGGUGAAGAUAUUGUCUUUAGCCUCCGAUACCGUCCGAUCCGAGAAGCCACUUAGGUCUGCAGAUUGGUUCUCCCGCGAUGAUGAUCCAGGCAUGACUGCCCUGUAUGUGGAACGCUAUCUGAAUUACGGAUACACCAGAGAGGAACUAUGCUCUGGCAAACCAAUCAUUGGCAUUGCCCAGUCAGGCUCAGACCUUGCCCCAUGUAAUCGACACCACAUCGAGCUUGCGAAGCGAGUGAGGGAAGGGAUUCGAACGGCAGGAGGCAUCGCCUUUGAAUUUCCAACCCAUCCUAUUCAAGAGACUGGGAGACGUCCAACGGCAGCACUCGACAGAAAUCUUGCGGCUAUGGCAUUAGCAGAGAUAUUGAGCGGUUACCCGUUGGAUGGCGUUGUCCUUCUUACUGGCUGCGACAAGACGACACCGGCCUUCCUUAUGGCAGCUGCCCAAGUGAACAUACCCGCUAUCUGUCUCAAUGUCGGGCCCAUGCUUAAUGGUUGGUCCAAUGGUUCUCGAAUUGGGUCCGGAAGUGUGAUCUGGCAUGCACGCGAGCUUCGCGCCGCUGGCAAUAUUGACGACAAUCAAUUUAUUGACAUGGUUGCGAGCGGCACACCCUCUCCCGGCCACUGCAAUACUAUGGGAACAGCUUUGACGAUGAACACACUUACCGAGGCAUUAGGUAUGGCCCUUCCUGGCUCAGCUGCCAUACCGGCCCCUUAUCGUCAGCGUUCGCAUGCAGCUUACGAAACCGGACUCCGUAUCGUCGAGAUGGUGCGCCAAGACAUUCGCCCACGAGACAUUAUGACGCGCCAGUCGUUCGAGAAUGCAAUCGUAGUAAACAGUGCGAUUGGCGGAAGCACAAAUGCACCAGUUCAUUUGAUUGCUAUCGCGGCUCAUCUGUCUAUUGAUCUAAACCUGGACGACUGGGACCGUUAUGGGUACCAGGUUCCUCUUCUUGUCAACAUGCAGCCGGCUGGCGAGAUGCUAAGUGAGGAGUAUUAUCAUGCCGGAGGCCUGCCAGCUGUGCUCGCCGAACUUAUCGAGGCGAACAAGCUACCACAUCCUGAUAUAAUGACCGUGAACGGAAAGACCAUCGGACAGAACGCAGAGGGCAAGAUAACCUGGGAUCGGCGAACUAUCAAACCUUUCUCAGAUCCGGUCAAACCGAAUGCAGGCUUCGUGCACCUGAGAGGCAACUUAUUCGACUCGGCUAUCAUGAAGAUGUCAGUGGUCUCAGAGGAGUUCCGCCGUGAGUUCCUCGAGGAUCCGGAGGACCCAAACGCUUUCGAAUGUCAGGUUGCUGUAUUUGACGGACCGGAAGACUACAAGAGACGAAUCGACUCAGCUGCCAUUGAUCGGAAGACAAUAUUAAUCAUGCGCGGCGUCGGUCCGCUGGGUUAUCCUGGUGCUGCGGAAGUCGUCAACAUGCACCCUCCGGGACGACUUUUGAAGCAGGGAAUCAAGGCCUUGCCGUGUAUUGGCGAUGGACGACAGUCCGGGACGUCAGGUUCGCCUUCUAUUCUCAAUGCGAGUCCUGAGGCUGCUGCUGGCGGUAAGCUCGCCUUGGUCCGGGACGGAGAUGUAGUGCGGGUAGAUUUGGACAAGCGGCGCGUUGAUCUUCUCGUUACCGACGAUGAGAUCGAGGCUCGUAAGAAACAUCUGGACGCGAGCGGAGGCUAUCACGGUCCGCCUAGCCAAACUUAUUGGCAAGACCUUCAUCGCCGCGAGGUAUCACAGCUGGAUGAAGGCAUGAUUAUGAAGCGCUCGAUACAGUUUCAGAACAUCUCCGAGGCCGAUCAAUUACCCCGCGACAACCAUUAGAGGCCAUCAUGGUUAUGCCUACAAGGCUAUGGAGGUACACAAAUUUGGCGUUAUUGGAUUGGUUCCAUAGACGAUAGAGUCAUAGACGAUAGAACUGAAGACAAAAGAGUGUAAAGGACAAAGCACAGCCUAAAGGCUAGAGUAUACAAUGGCCAGACUUUACGAGGAUGAGAGCUAUAGGUAUAAUGUUGAAUGGUCUAAUUAUUUCGUUG
This is a messenger RNA of Truncatella angustata, 2445 nucleotides long. Its product is annotated as dihydroxy-acid dehydratase. The transcript is spliced from 2 exons. The record is from RefSeq and is a predicted model, not a curated record. Lineage: Eukaryota; Fungi; Ascomycota; Sordariomycetes; Amphisphaeriales; Sporocadaceae. Bases 224 to 2233 code for a protein of 669 amino acids. Gene Ontology annotation, molecular function: hydro-lyase activity.